Messenger RNA from Dichotomopilus funicola, 1695 nucleotides. RefSeq names its product MBOAT, membrane-bound O-acyltransferase family-domain-containing protein. NCBI's taxonomy places the organism in Eukaryota, Fungi, Ascomycota, Sordariomycetes, Sordariales, Chaetomiaceae. Gene Ontology annotation, biological process: triglyceride biosynthetic process. The coding region runs from base 1 to 1695 and encodes 564 amino acids. The transcript is spliced from 5 exons. Gene Ontology annotation, cellular component: endoplasmic reticulum membrane. Gene Ontology annotation, molecular function: diacylglycerol O-acyltransferase activity. The record is from RefSeq and is a predicted model, not a curated record.
AUGGCAUCCAACACGACUUCUCAAGCGCAGUCGACCGCAAUCGAGGGACCCCUCCUAAGCAAUGGCGUCACUCAACGGCCCGCGCAGCCCGGCCCUGUUGACCCCCACGCUUCUUCGUCUCACGAUGCGAGAAUAACAGCAACAUCAUCGGAGACUCUCAAGGGAUCACUCAACGGAUCACUCAAUGGAUCGGCGAAUGGAUCGGCCAAUGGCUCUGUAAAUGGCUCUGCGGAUGUGUCGGCGUUGCGUGAGGCGUUCCAAAACAAGUACCGCCAUGUUGUUGCUGUGCAUUCGCAGUCGAAACCAUCGUGUCUUAGCCAUGAUACUACGGAGACGCCGAGCUUUUUGGGGUUUCGAAAUCUGAUGGUGAUUGUUUUAGUCGCUGCAAACCUCCGUCUGGUGAUUGAGAACAUCCAAAAGUACGGCGUCCUCAUCUGCAUCCGGUGCCACGACUUCCGUCCCAACGACGUCCGACUCGGCCUAGCCCUCUACAUGCUCAUCCCCUGGCACCUCAUGAUCGCCUACCUGAUCGAACUCGUCGCGGCAGCCAACGCCACCCACUCCCGCUCGGGACCCUUCAGCACCACCCUCAACACCAUCAACAACAAACACAACCCCAAACCCCGCGACGGCAGCACCAGCCCCACGCCCGCCGAAUCCAUCCACUUCCUCCGCACCUGGCGCAUCCUGCGCAUCUGCCACACCAUCAACGUCACCGCCGCCCUGGCCAUCACCUCCUACGUGGUCUACUACCACAUCCACCACCCGCUCAUCGGCACCAUGGCGGAACUCCACGCCAUCAUCGUCUGGCUCAAAACCGCCUCCUACGCCCUCACCAACCGCGACCUGCGCCACGCCUACCUGCACCCCGUCCGCGGCGAGCGGGAUGCGCUUCCCGCGAUUUACGCGAGGUGUCCGUACCCGCAGAAUGUCACCUUUUCAAACCUGGCGUAUUUCUGGUGGGCACCCACCUUAGUAUACCAGCCGGCGUAUCCGCGGACGGAGCGGAUCCGGUGGGUGUUUGUGGGGAAGAGGGUGGGCGAGGUGGUGUGUUUGAGCGCGUUUAUUUGGUUUGCGAGUGCGCAGUAUGCGGCGCCGGUGUUAAGGAACUCGUUGGAGAAGAUUGCGGUGUUGGAUUAUAUGUCGAUUUUGGAGCGGUUGUUGAAGUUGUCGACGAUUUCGUUGGUGAUUUGGUUGGCGGGGUUUUUUGCGCUGUUUCAGAGCUUUUUGAAUGCGUUGGCGGAGGUGACGCGGUUUGGGGAUCGCGAGUUUUAUGAGGCGUGGUGGAAUAGCGAAAGCCUCGGCUCCUACUGGCGCACCUGGAACAAGCCCGUCUACCAAUUCUUCCGUCGACACGUCUACUCCCCCAUGCUCUCCCGUGGCUGGAGCCGCACAGCAGCCAACACCACUGUUUUCCUGCUAUCCGCCAUACUCCACGAGCUGAUGGUCGGCAUUCCCACGCAUAACAUCAUCGGCGUCGCCUUCCUAGGCAUGUUCCUCCAACUCCCCUUAAUCAUCAUCACGGCGCGGCUGGAAAAGAUGAAGACGGGGCAUGGCCGGCUGCUAGGGAAUUCGAUUUUCUGGGUGUCGUUUACGAUUUUUGGGCAGCCGUUUGCGGCGCUGAUGUAUUUUUAUGCGUGGCAGGCUAAGUAUGGGAGUGUGAGUCGGAUGCCGGUUGCGAGUUGUCCUGUGUAG